AUGCUUCAAAAUAAGAACUUUACUAUGUCGUACUUGUCACCAUACAAGACCGACUUGCCAAAAUUUGUACCCAUUGCACCUAACCCUGAGAAAAAUUUGGAAAUGGAUUGUACAGUGAAUAAAAAAUAUACUUAUAAAAAUAAUUACAAUGGGGCACAAACAGCAUCUAUUGCGAGAAGAAAUGCUCGCGAAAGGAAUCGUGUGAAACAAGUGAACGACGGUUUUAAUGCAUUAAGGAAGAGAUUGCCAGCUGCCGUCAUCAAUGCACUAUCUGGAGGUGCCCGACGAGGCUCAGGCAAGAAACUUAGCAAAGUCGACACAUUACGAAUGGUUGUUGAAUAUAUAAGAUAUCUGGAGCGAUUAAUAGAUGAUACUGACGCAGCCUGUGUGACCCAGGAACCGAAAGUUCCUAUGGAUACCUCUGUACAUUUUGAUGUAGACGAAGGAAUUUUUGGUGGAAGAAACUCACCGUAUUCUGAUUCUGUGCCUUCUCCAGCUAAUUCUGAGUGUUCUUCAGGAGUGUCAUCAAGUUAUUCAACAAACAACGAGUACUGCCCUAACAAUUACUAUCCUGAGGUCACUUCCGUGGAUGACAACGAGUUAUUAGAUGCUAUUACUUGGUGGCAACAAAAG
This is a messenger RNA of Brenthis ino (lesser marbled fritillary), 633 nucleotides long. NCBI's taxonomy places the organism in Eukaryota, Metazoa, Arthropoda, Insecta, Lepidoptera, Nymphalidae. The record is from the annotation of a GenBank genome assembly.